GCAUUUUUCGUAUUGAUCGUUACAGUAAGUAGUGCUCACGGCGUAUCACUCCGCCAAACCCAGAUAUCUGCAUUAGUCUCAGUAUCUAAAACGUCACUCAAAACCCAAGCUACUCAUAGAAAUGUGCGAACUUGCAAUAUAUUAAUCAGUGAUAUCCACCAGUAUAUUUGAACCCAGGAAUAGAAACGGAUCCAUACGAGGCACGUGGGGCUGAAUUUUGCGAAAAACCCCAUUUCUACUACAGUCGAUCUCAUGUUUUGUGUGUGGUUCUGUUCCACCUUACGUGUGCUUGACACUAUAUUUUACUGAUUAGAGUACUAAUUUUUACCAUUCCUUUUACUACUUUGAGCGCAUAGUAGGUUAUGGUAUUUUAUUUAUUGGAGUAAAUUUCGAAUAAUAAUAGUUCCAAGCAUCUUAUCCAGACCAGCAGCCAUUUCUAAUGAUCAUUUUUAAUAUGAGUCCAAAAGAAUUCCAUAUUUCCAUUUGAAAAUGUAAGAGUAGAACUUUUUGAUGGUUAACGUACUUCUUUGCACACCUUUCAGAUAGUCAUAAAACUGGUUGAAUAACGUGUCAAAUACAGGUAUUAGAUCUUGGAAUACAACCUGAGGUAAUUUUCAGUAAACACUUGUGAGCAUAAGCAGGACGAACGUUAAAUAUUUGAUUAAUGAAUUUAAGUUCAGGUUUGGAAAUAGUUUGGCUUUCUCCUGUAUGGUUGUCCAGACUUCGUCAAGGAUUAUGCAACUACAGGAGUCAAUAUCCUUGGUUCGAAAUUGGUUGCUCCAAUUUUUCUACCGUCAUGACGAUGGAACAGCCUCAUUAAUUUAAACUAUCUGUGAUCGUGACCAGCUUGGUGGAAUUGUCUUUCCACUCAGCUUUUUGUGAAUUGUAACCAUAACAAAUUUGGACAGCCGGUUUUCGUUUCUAGCCAUAAUAGUAGUUACUUCUCCUUGGGUUCUGAUUUACUGUAAUUAAUCAACCAGUUCUAUUUUUUAGAUGGAUAUUAUCAAAGAAAAUUUAAAUAACAUCACAGAUAUUAGUUUCAAGAAACCUGAAGGGAAACUCAAAACUCUAAACUUAAUUCCUAACAAUGUUCAUCUUGUUGUAAUAAGCAAAUUAUCCAUUCCAAAAAUUAUUCGUGUAAACUUACCACAUCGUUCAAAAAAUCUAUCUAUCUGUUUGAUAGUUAAAGAUUUUCGCAAAGAUGAUUAUGAACGCACUACAGAAUCUUGGAAACGGCGUUGGAACAUGGAUUUGAAAAAGUCCGAACUUUCUCACUUAGACGCACCAGACGUGACAUUUUUACCUCUGCGGGAACUAAAAGUAGCUUACCAAACUUUUGCUGCCAAACGUCGACUGGCUGCCACGUUUGAUAUAUUUCUUGCCGACAAACGAAUUGUUCAUCGUUUACAAAAUAAACUGGGUAAACCAUUUUACCAGGAGAUUUCAGGAAAAUUUCCUGUCCCAACGUCAUUUUCGAACAAUAAUCUUGUAGAUACUGUUCGACAGCAACUACAUACAUCUUUGUUCGUAAUUCGAGGCAAUGGGACAACUGAUAGUCUCAUAAUUGGGGAUAAUUUUUUCUCUUCAUCCGAGUUAAAGGAGAAUGUAAUAUCGGUUUGUGAAAAAAUCUGUUCAGAAUGGCCAGGUGGUGGUAUGGCAAAUAUCCGUUCUAUUUACAUUCAGAGCUCAGGUAUCUCCACUCCUUUGUACUACGAUGAAACAGAAGCACCUUUAACUACAAUAAGUGAAAAAUUAUCAAGUCUUCCUAAAGCUGUCCAUCGAAGAUCUCAUACACUUAUUAAGAAACUAAAAAACACAGAGGAUGGUGCGCCAAUCGUUAGUCAACCUAAAAAGUCUCAAAAAUCACUCAAAAGAUUACCGAAAGAACUCGUUUCACAAAUCGCAGAUGAUCUUCCUUUGACAUCAGAUGAAAUCGACAAAAUUUUACGCAAACGGAACUUCAACGAUAGUAGCAUCCCUCAAAUGAAGUUAAGACGAAAUAAAAGGAUUUCCCGUCGUAAAUUUGUAAAAAUAUAGUUC
Messenger RNA from Schistosoma spindalis, 2040 nucleotides. The record is from the annotation of a GenBank genome assembly. NCBI's taxonomy places the organism in Eukaryota, Metazoa, Platyhelminthes, Trematoda, Strigeidida, Schistosomatidae.